GACGCUUUGUCCCAUUGCGCAGUGCAAGCACACGACAGUGUUCCAGCUUUCCGCCAAAAACGUCAUAUCGCGUUCACACAAACAAUCAUAGCGCCCAUGCUCCACAGAAUUGAUGUCACUGCUGCGAACAUGAUGGGCAUUUCACCAUGGCUUUCGAUGUCUUUCCUUUGGGCAUCAAACCUGGUCGAGCUGGUAUCGCUGCCUCUGCUCAAAUUGUCGUGCUGCUCCCUUUCGCUUGUGGGAUUUUGGCAUGUGAAGCUCUCUGGCUAGUGCGUGACGCCAUACCCAACGAGCGAGGGGCUAUCCAAAACGCAGACGCACAAACACGCGAGCUUUGGCAGCGGAUCAGGGCGCUCUUGUCGGACAGCCUGAUUUCCAUGGUAGCCAGAUGUCGAUGAGGCCAUGCGCAAAUUUCCCUGUUGUUGCUUUCGCAUGUGACCGAGAAUGGUUCUGGGGCUUGAUGAAGCACAACAAACACAACACAGCCUUACUCCUUACUCGACACGCGAGAGCAGGAGUGCGAAGGGUGCCGAGAUGUUAUUGUUUUCUGAGACGUUACCUGCGUUCAGUGACGUACCACGCUGGAAAGCGGAAUCUGCUUGCUACAAGUGUGCUCAGGGUCAUGGAAAAUCACAGGUGUUUAGAGCUCGAUUGGGUUAAGAUGCAGCCUGGUGGC
This is a messenger RNA of Boeremia exigua, 676 nucleotides long. RefSeq lists its product as uncharacterized. NCBI's taxonomy places the organism in Eukaryota, Fungi, Ascomycota, Dothideomycetes, Pleosporales, Didymellaceae. The record is from RefSeq and is a predicted model, not a curated record. The transcript has a single exon. Bases 147 to 398 code for a protein of 83 amino acids.